Messenger RNA from Salvia miltiorrhiza (redroot sage), 1574 nucleotides. RefSeq lists its product as uncharacterized. NCBI's taxonomy places the organism in Eukaryota, Viridiplantae, Streptophyta, Magnoliopsida, Lamiales, Lamiaceae. The record is from RefSeq and is a predicted model, not a curated record. Gene Ontology annotation, molecular function: molecular adaptor activity. Gene Ontology annotation, biological process: nuclear-transcribed mRNA catabolic process, deadenylation-dependent decay. Gene Ontology annotation, cellular component: CCR4-NOT core complex; P-body. The coding region runs from base 850 to 1467 and encodes 205 amino acids. The transcript has 6 exons.
CUACUUCUCCAAAAUUUCAAGCACCCCUCUCUCUCUCACCGUACUCCCAUCUUCCUCUUCUCUCUGCCACCGCCUUACUCCCUUCAACACCGGCGGCUACUGUCGCCGCCAGCCUCCACCGCCACGGUAUCCCCUCUGUAUGCCUCGCAUCUGCCUCCCUCUCGUUCCUUCUCUAAAUCAUGAAAAAUCCCCAAAAAUCCCUAGCUUCCUCCCCCAACAAUUUCCGGCGAUAUUACCGCCUGAACCACCCAUUUCUUCUUCAGUCGACAGCAGCGGUCAGCCGGACCGCCGUCGUCCUCGCCUCCCUCAUCUCUCAAGCCCCUAUAAAGAUUCGAUUUUUCCUCUUUCCCUUCCAUUUGAAAUCCCUCCAAUCCCAGCGGCGCCUGUCCUAGAACCCUAGCCUCCCUGACCCCGGCAACCGCCUCCCUCCACCCCGGCGUCCAACCGCCCUUCACCCCGGCGCAGCGCAGCCACAGCUUCUCCAUCACUUGACGGGUUUUUCUAAAGCCAAAAUCAAACACUCACAUUAGUUUGUUUGAUUUUUUGUUUCUCUGCUCGGAGGUGUUCUCUGUGCAAAAUCAGAUCAGAAAUUCAAUUGCUCAGAGGUGAUUCUAGCAACUCUGCUCGGAGGUGUUGAUCUCAGUAUUGAAGAUGGCUGGUGGGAUUAGUUUCAUGACAUGUUAUGCACGAACUGCAGUCAUGCAGAACAAGUAGGUGAUAAUUUAGUGCAAAUGACCAUAACUAACAGGUGUUCAUGUAUUUUACAAUGGCUUCUGUAAACUCUUCUCUGUUUUAUUUUUCAGCCGCAGGACUUAUGGGCUUCUCUUUGAUUGGAUUUAUCCUGCUUACAUGCCAGUUCUUCUAAGAGGAAUCUCACAUUGGGCUGACACACCAGAGUGCAUUGAAAAACUCCUUGAUAUAUCAGCUGCUACCCUAGAGAAGAGUGAUGAUGUUAUUGGCAUAGAAACUGCAAAUGAAUGCAUUAAGUUUUUGAAGGAUGUUCAGAUUGGAGAUCAGGACAUCUCUCCUAGUCACUUCCAACCUUCUGAUUCUCUUUUGAAUAUUUAUUUAGAAGCUUGUCCCACAAUCUUAAAGGUUGGUGUGCUUUCCUCUAAUCACGUAUCUGAGGAAAUUGAGAAAUUGGAUGUCUCUCAUAUGCGUGCUAAUUCAAAAAUGAGAAGUGCUGGGGGUUCUGAUGCCGCUGCUGAUGACAUUGAAACAGAAGCAAACUCAUACUUCCAUCAAAUGUUUUCUGGUCAUCUGUCUAUGGAUGCUAUGAUUCAAAUGCUUACUCGAUUCAAGGAAUCUUCAGACAAAAGGGGAUGUUACUUCCAAGAAGGGACGAAGAUCAAGAUGAAGAUGAGCGUGAAAGAAGCGUUUGAGAGGUCGAUGAGGACUUUGUCGGAGUCACUACUACAAAAUGACACAUAUAGCAAAGUUGCGCGUAUUUGUAAUAUUUUUUUUUAAAUUAAACAUAUAGCUAAAUAGAAUAUAUGUGAUGUUUUAUUAUAUUUGGAUGCUAAUGUAUGAAUAUUUUGGAUGUUAUAUAAUAUAUGUUAUCGAUGGCAAUGUCA